Molecule: messenger RNA, 5427 nt
Organism: Anoplopoma fimbria (sablefish)
Lineage: Eukaryota; Metazoa; Chordata; Actinopteri; Perciformes; Anoplopomatidae
Gene: znf407
Product: zinc finger protein 407
Exons: 11
Coding region: 280-4812 (1510 amino acids)
Biological process (GO): regulation of transcription by RNA polymerase II
Cellular component (GO): chromosome
Molecular function (GO): zinc ion binding; chromatin insulator sequence binding
Source: RefSeq, a predicted model, not a curated record
CUCGUGUGACGCAUGGCUCACGCUACGGUACGCCAUUUGUGUCUAGCAGCAAAAAGCGCGGACAGUGGAAAUAGUCUUAUAACAAGAGUGCACUGUUUCAGAGGUCGACGUUAGCCUCCUUUUUGGGCCACUGUGCUGCCGUCGUUUUCCCAGCCAUGGAACGCUGUAGGCCCGCCUCCGUCCCGCUCUGAUUGGACCACACAGAUGAUGCAGCCAUUCGAUUGGACGUGCGGUGGAGUUUGAUCCAGCUUUGAUGAUAGUGAUCAACUUCACUGUUAUAUGAUUAUAGCAGGAUAUGAAAUGGAUAAAGCAUUGAUAUCAGGAAAGGAGGCUGUUGAAGACAAACGUGCUGAUAAUGACACCAGUGGGAAGGUGCAGCCAGGUGAUGUGGAAAUGGAGGAAACUAAAGUAGACUCACCCAGUGGGACUGCCAAGCCCGAUGAAACAGAUGAGGAAGUCGCUGAGAAGCUGCGGCCUGACUCUGUACCAGAAGAUGGGGAUAACCUCUGCCCAGUCUGUUCUUUCUCAGCCAAAUGUCCAAGAUCCCUGAAGAUCCACUAUUCAAGAAAGCACGGAAAGAACUCAAAGAAUACCAAUAGAACUGCAAAGCCAGACGAAGAAAACGAAAAUGUGUCAAAAGGGAGUCCAGCUGAAAUCCAUCAAGAAGUAGACAUGGAGACAGAAAGUGCUGCUGAAGUCAAACAAAGUCAGGAGUCUGAUGCUGAUGAGCUGAGAUCAACAGCCAAUGACAAUGGCAUUAACACAAAAAGUUUAACUAAAAAGCAAACUAUAUUAGAUAAACAGCAGGCAGAUCAAGAGGAGGCAGUCCCCACCCAAGAGAGAAGAAUUAGCAAGAGAACCCCAAAACCUAAGAUGAUAUAUUCCUGCAACUACUGUGGACAAGAGUUUAGGGACAAGUCCCCUCUGGAUGUGCAUAUCAAGAGAUCCCACACCAAAGACACCCCAUACACAUUUGACGCCGGCGAGAACAAUGAUGAAGACAAGGAAGCUGAGGAUCCUGGCAGCACUCUGAAGGCCACUCCAACUAGAGUGGCCGCUAAACGUGCGUUCAGCAGGUUCCAGCUGAAGUGUUCACACUGUGAUUUCAGGGUUAGCACCCCAGUAUUGCUGGAAAACCACACGAGAGCCAAACACCUCAACCAGGAGUGGUACCGCUGCAAGUUGUGUAACUUCCUUUCGGCAACAUCUGAGUGGAUGGACGCUCACCUGUCCUCAGACAGUCACAUGCAGCAGCAGAAAGGGGAGAAAAGCACCGAAUCGGCCUCAUUCGACAUCUACGUGGAGAGUGUGAGCAGAGACAGUGCUGGAGACGCUGCUAAUGUAGAUGAUGUGGCUGAGGUGGCUUCUGGAGAGGCAGAAACAGCUUCGACAGAGGGACAUCAGGAAACUGAAGCAGCUUCCGUAGCUGUGAUGGUUGAGGAGGAGGAGUUAGAGCUUGAACCUCCCCGAAAGAAAAGAGGCAGACCAAAGCAAGGGUCCACGACCACGUGUGGAUACUGUGGCCUGGUAGUGUCCAACGCUACCAACCUCAGUGUCCAUGUCCGCCGCAAACACAGCAAGGAGUAUGGCUACAGCUGCACUCUGUGCAACUACAGCUGCGUGACCAAAGGAGACAUGGAUCGGCACUGUAUCACGAAGAAACAUGUCAGACGUGCACAAGAGUGCACCAACAAGAACCAUGUCAACAAUCACACAAGUGCUUCACCGCAGGAAACCACAACUGGAGAAGCAGAGGAACCAAAUGCAGCGCUGGAGACCAGCGACAAAGAGCCGGAAUCGGACGACACAGCCACGAACGAACACAGUGGAGAAGAGCAAACGCAGUCAGACACAAGCCAGAAAAAAAGUAAAUAUGACUCUGUUAGUGCUUGCAGCUAUUGCGAUUUUGUAGCUCAGUCAAUCCCUUCGCUCCAUCUUCACGUCAAGAGAAAGCACACCAAAGACUUUGAGUACGUCUGCCUUGCCUGUAGCUACUAUGCUGUAACAAGCAGGGAAAUGUCUCGCCAUGCCGUCACAGAAAAGCACAAACAGAAAAGUCAGAAAUACCUGGAACCACUGGGGAGUGAGGAAUCAACAGCUUUAGCGCUCCCUUUGAAAGAGGUCAUUGAGCUUGUGGAGGCGAACUCUAAUCCUGAGUGUGAACACCUUAGCCCCACAGAAGAGUCUGACUCUAGUUCUGCUGACAGCCAAGCUGUGGAAAGUCAGAAUAAAGCUGCAGCCACAGAGCCUGUUGAUGCUGCUGCUACAGAAGCUAGCAGUGCAGAUGAGAAGCAAGUAGAGAGUAGCACAUCCUCCAGUAGUGAUGAACCAGAUCCAACCAACGAGACAACUGGACUCACAGAGCUGUGUGAACCCCAGCAGGCUCCAGCAGAACUUCAUCCUGAAGUAGAUCAAUCGGAGCAGCAAGAGAGCCAGGAGGAAGGGGAAAAGCCAGCAGACGAAGAACCCCUAAAUGCAGACGAGAUGAUUUUAGAUGCAAAAAGUGACAGCUCUCAUUCAGAUACACAAAUGUCCAGAGCUCUCCCCUUCGAUGCCUGCAUUAUGUCCAUGAAGGCCCUCGCCGAGCAGGAGCAGCAGCUGCAGGAAGGUCUGGCUCUGGAGGGCGAGGCCGCCGUCAUAUGUCUGACCGGAGGAUCAACAGUGCCCUCCGGCUUCCUGCCCCCCAAUUCUGCAUACGUGAGGAAGAUCAGACGCAAGAUGAUGAAGGUGCGAGAUGAAUCCAAGCGAAGCGGCUCUCGCAUACGCUGCGAGGACUGUGGCUUUAUGGCCGACGGCAUCAGCGGCCUCAACGUCCACAUCUCCAUGAAGCACCCGACCAAGGAGAAGCAUUUCCACUGCCUGGUGUGCGGCAAGUCGUUCUACACCGAGAGCAACCUGCACCAGCACCUGACCAGCGCCGCCCACCUCCGCAACGAGCAGAACAGCGUGGAGGCGCUGCCCGAGGGGGGCGCCAGCUUCAAGUGCGUGAAGUGCACCGACCGCUUCGGAACGGAGCAGGAUCUGUUCGUCCACAUCAAGGAGAAACACGAGGAGCUUCUGAGGGAGGUCAACAAGUACGUGUUGGAGGACACGGAGCAGAUCAACCGCGAGCGCGAGGAGAACCAGGGCAGCGUGUGUAAAUACUGCGGCAAGGUGUGCAAGAGCAGCAACUCCAUGGCCUUCCUGGCACACAUUCGAACGCACACCGGAUCCAAGCCCUUCAUGUGUAAGAUCUGCAACUUUGCGACUGCUCAGCUGGGAGACGCCAGGAACCACGUGAAGAGACACCUCGGCAUGAGAGAGUACAAGUGCGACAUCUGUGGAUGGGCCUUUGUGAUGAAGAAACACCUCAGCACCCACCUGCUGGGAAAACACGGAGUUGGACAGCGUAAAGAGAGGAAGUUUGAAUGCGACUUGUGCGAUCGCUCCUUCAGUGAAAAAUGGGCCCUGAACAACCACAUGAAACUGCACAGUGGGGAGAAACCAUAUAAGUGUGCCUGGCCGUCCUGCCACUACGCCUUCCUCAACCUGUCGGCCAUGAAGGACCACUUCAGGACUCACACAGGAGAGAAGUCUUAUCUGUGUGAUCUGUGUGGUUUUGCCGGAGGCACCAGACACGCCCUCACCAAACACAGACGCCAACACACAGGAGAGAGACCCUUCAAAUGUAAGAUCUGCAACUUCGCCUCCACCACGCAGUCCCACCUCUCUCGGCACAAGCGUGUUCACACCGGGGAGAAACCGUACCGCUGCCCCUGGUGCGACUACAGAUCCAACUGUGCUGAGAACAUCCGGAAGCACAUUCUCCACACGGGCAAACAUGAGGGGGUGAAGAUGUACAAUUGCCCCAAAUGUAACCACGCCACCAACUCUCCCAUGGAGUUCCGCAACCACCUGAAGGACAGUCACCCUGACAUCGAGAACCCAGACCUCGCCUACCUGCAUGCAGGUAUCGUGUCCAAGUCUUUCGAGUGCCGUCUGAAAGGUCAGGGGGCUACAUUUGUGGAAGCAGAAGCCGUGGAAUCCCCCGUGCACAAUAAGGACUUAUCAGAGUCCAUCCACGACGAGCGAGUCCAGCAGGUCAUCAUCAUCCAGGGCUACGGCGACGGGGAGGUGACAAUCGACCAGGCCCUCGAGGAGUCGGCCGCUGCCACCUUACAGACGCUGGCCAUGGCUGGCCAGGUGGCCGAGGUGCUCCACAUCACAGAGGACGGACAAUUCAUAGCCUCGGGCAGGGAAGUGGCAUCCGCGGGCGCCCACCUGGCUGGAGGCAGCACCCAGUACGUGGUGCUGGAGUCGGGGGAGGCCAGGAAAGAGCUGCGGGCUGUGGCUAGAGGAGCCGCGGGACAAAGUCACAUUGUCUCGGAGUCGUCCACAGCUCUGGAUGCUCUGCUCAGCGCUGUCAGCGAAAUGGGCCAUCACGAGGAGAGGCUAGGGGAGGCAGCCGUCGUCCACGAGGUCCUGACCCCCGAGAUAGCCGAGGCUGUGCAGAGCGUAGUGCAGCGAAACGUGAAACAGGAACAGGAGGAGGAGCGGGUCAUCCGGGAGGCCCGCCAGGAGGGGAUGCAGGAGGUGCUGCAGCUCGCCGCGUCCCAGAUGAUGAAGGAAGGUCUAACCCAGGUUAUUGUCAAUGAUGAAGGAACGCACUACAUCGUGACAGAGCUGGACAACUGCACCUUGCAGGUGGAGGAAGGCGUGUAUGGGGAGGCUGGAGGGGGCGACGGGGAGAUGCAGCAGGCGGAGCCGCAGGCCGGAGAAGAGAUGGUGGUCUAUCUGGAUGGUACCCCUCAUAAUAUAGUUCUAGAAGGCUAGCGGAGAGAGAAAUCUACUCAAAGACAUUUGUUAUUUCAUCUCAGUUGUCCUUGUUCAUUUCUGAAAAAGCCAACAUAUUUUAAUUUUACAUCUCUUCUGUUUUCCGUUUCUUUUUACUAUGUUCUCUUGCGCUAUACUCAACUCAGGUUAAACAUCAUUUAUUGAGAGGAACAGUGGUGGAAACUGUUUGGUGCUAAGUGAGUUAACUUGCUAUCCUCACAUCCACCAAGACUACAUCAACCACUUGAUUAAUGCCAUGCAACUUAGUGAAAUUAAUGUAUUUCCUCAUGAAAUUUAUUUGGAAAAUGCAUCUUAUAUUCUGAGUCAUUAUAAAGCAAAAUAUGUGUUUUCUUUGAUACCUUUGUUUAAUAUUAAGUUUUGUUUGUCAGAAUUUUGACAAAGACACAAUGGUUACUUAAUUCUUGUCAAUUUCCUUAUUUUUUUUCUUUCCAUACUUUGUAGAGAUUAGUAUAUUACUAGUUAUGAAUUACCAACUUUUUGGACAAACAAACUCCAAAACAGAUCUUACAGAUGAUUUAUAUGUAAUAAAAUAGAGUGAUAAUUAUACAUCGGCUUCUUAUAAGUUUAGCUUUUGGGAAACCUCAUUAAAACCAU